Molecule: messenger RNA, 1820 nt
Organism: Stegastes partitus (bicolor damselfish)
Lineage: Eukaryota; Metazoa; Chordata; Actinopteri; Pomacentridae
Exons: 5
Coding region: 64-672 (202 amino acids)
Source: RefSeq, a predicted model, not a curated record
CAGAAAUCUCUUAUAUGUGUCGGUGUUGGCGGCUUUCACAGCGAUUAUAUCUCAGCUACAAGAAUGAUGAGCAAGUCUGACCCUCACGCUCCGCGUCCUUUUAACGACCGCAAUAUUGAAAAGAUGAAAGAAAGAACGCCUCUGAAUCAGGUGGUGACUUAUAAAUCUAACAGCAUGCAGCGAAUCGUCCAGGUGAUGCACAGGAUGGCUCAGAAGAGCUUCAUAAGCGCCUGUCAGCUGUUCUGCCUGCCUUUAAAACCUCUGUCAUGUGAAAAAGUCAUGUGCUUCCCAACUCCAACUGACCAACCCAAGGAGGACACAAAUACACAAGUGGCAUUACGGAGUCCGCCAUCAACCGUUUUGAUCCUCAACAUCAGCAACUCCACUUUAAUUGACUGUGUCAUCGGAAAUGAGACCUAUCCAUCUACUGUGACAGAACGUCAGCCUCUGAUCCAUGAAUCUAAGCUUCACGUGCAUGAUCAGCUGAGGUGUAGCUGCAGCUGUGGACAGCAGGAGGCAGCACAGACGGCUUCCCCUCCUCCUUCUCCUCCUCCCCCUCCUCUCUGGCCUCCCCCUCCGUCAGCAGAGCAUCUGAGUGUCAGCAUCCACAGCUCCCACCUCAACUGCGUCAUCAUUGGAGACGACAACUACAUGCACGCUGAACAGAGCUAGCCAUUCAACUGAAACAGAAGGACCACAAGUGUGGGACUUUGGCCACAUGGAGCUGACACACUGUCACACACUACACACUUUAGCAACACUGUAGUCUUGGAUCACAAGGACAGUAAGUGAAGUGAAAGUCAACAUUAGGUCAAUUAUUUUUGGUCUCUAUCUGCUUCACUUAUUUAAUUUACUUUUUAUAUAUAUUUUAUUUGUUAUGGUUGCAUUUAAGUUUCUUAUUUGUUUGAUCCUGAAAUAUCAGAGAGCAGUGAAGUAUUUUUUGCAAGAUAGUCAGUUUAACAUAAUAAAAUGUGUGUGAAAUAUUUGAAUUAACCACUGCUGAUUAAGUGUCUGUUGAAAUGAACAGUUUUUCAUUAGACAAUAUGACUGACAUCACUGUUUUUGCUCCAGUCACAGUUGGACAGACUUUAAAUCACUCUUACAUUUGCAGACUUGACAUGUGCUAUUUUGAAGCACAACAUCAUUCCAGUGUUGUAAAACUUCCAGUACGCACAAACAAACGUCAGCCCCUCAAAACCUUUUCCUUAAAUAAUCCUCUCCCCUCAGGGUGUUUCCUGUUUGGCAAUGAUGGGACUUCUGCUCCUCUGUCAGAUGUGAGGACGAGCAGCAGGACUUUUUUUUUUACUGUUCUGAGUUUCUAAUGACUCAUCUCUCUGUAACUGAAUUCCAGUGGUGUGAUAAGGAAGAUAAAUUGCUGUUAAUUUUUUUGUAUCGGCUCACUAUACAUUGGGCAAUUGCAUAGACAAACAGAUGCUGUGUGUCUGUCAUUGAAAUCUCUAUCAUAUCAUGAUAAAGGCUUAAAAUGUAUGGCCUAUGGUCAGUCGACAGUAGACUACCCAGUAGUGUUCAUUGCUGGAAGUCAUUUGGAUUUCUUUCAUAUUUAUGUUUGAUAUUGUUUAUUGAUUGUCUGACCUUUCAUUCAGGACACGCUGUACAUAGUAAUGGAAAAAGAAGACUUGGAUUAAAGAUGCUUCUCUUGUACUUGCUGAUAUGUUCAUUAUCAGCACUGAUAUGCAACCUGAUACCAUCUGAGGGAAUUCUUCUGAAGCAUUGUAUGAGAUGAGUUGACUUUUGUUGCAUGUUUGAAAUGACAAGAAUCUGUUUUAAGACUUUGUAAUAAAGAAAGAAGUUAACUUUCA